Molecule: messenger RNA, 2829 nt
Organism: Prunus mume (Japanese apricot)
Lineage: Eukaryota; Viridiplantae; Streptophyta; Magnoliopsida; Rosales; Rosaceae
Molecular function (GO): catalytic activity
Source: RefSeq, a predicted model, not a curated record
GAAGAAGAAGAAAAAGAAAGAGAAGCGACAAGAGAAAGAGACGAGAGAGUAUAACGCUUCAGAAAAAAAAAAAACAAAAAACACCACACCGAAGAGCCUUUGAUUCAUUUCAAAAGCGCUCAAUCUCUCUGUCUCUUCGUUUCAAAACCCUAGCCUUUUUUGUGCACCAAUUUGGAUAUCGUCCAUGGCGUCCGCGUUGGCUCCACGGCUACCAUUGUAAAUUUACCAUUUCGCCCUCAGACUCGCCGGAAAAUGGCGGAAAAUCCAACGCCGCCGCCUCCGCCGCCGCUUAAUCUGACGCUAUCGUAUUCGGCUAGGGUUUCAGUUUCAGUGAGCUCUAUGAGGAGCUCGACAUAAACACAAAAACCAAAAAAAGAAAAAAAGUAUUUCAGGACCGUCCGAUCAGUGCAUUUGAUUUCAUCUGUUCGUUGUAUAUAAUUAGAGGAGAGAAAGCGAGGGCCGUUGGAUCAUUGCGGCUGCUGUAGCUAUGGCGAAGGGAGGUUACUUCUUGGAGAAGGUUCGCAGAUGCGUACGGACUGUGUUCUUCAUGGUGGCGAUGGUGGCGUCGCUGCUGGUGUCGUCGCUCCCGGUGCUGGUGGCGAUAGGGGACAUGUUGGUGCCGUGCGUGUUGAUUUCGAGCUUCACGUGCGUAACGUGCUACGGAUUCAAAGAGCAUUUGCAUCGAUACGCCUUCAAGAGCUCGCUCACCGAUAUUCCUCUUGUUUCCUUUAUCAGAUCUCUCAUCAUUACCUGUGUGUAUUCCAUGUGCGAUGGCCCUGCUCUCUCACACGGUCCAUACCUUGGAACUGUGACUUUCUGUUCCUUUAUCUCAAUUCUUCUUCUUUCAGUUAAAGCUUGUCUUUUCACUGUAAAUUCUCAAAUAGAGGCUGAAGCUUCGUCUUCCCUCUCAAGGCAGAAGCUCCAUUUAAAGAAGUCAUGGGGAAUGCCUGUCUUGUUUCUCUCAUCAGUAGUCUUUGCCCUUGGACAUACUGUGGUUGCUUAUAGAACAAGCUGCAGAGCAAGGAGAAAGCUCAUGUUUCACCGAGUUGAUCCAGAAGCUGUAAGUUUGCAUAAGGUCCUUUCAUGCAAAAAUGUCUUCUCUGGCUAUCAGAAGGUCCCAAGAUCUCCCACUCCUUCGGGAGGAAAAACCCCAAAAAGUGACAGUGAAUUGAGGCGUAAGCCUUUUUCUACAGCUCGAGAUGAAGGGGAACUCCCAGUCAGAGUAAUUGCAGAUAUUGACAGCUUAUUCAUUAUGUGCCGGGGGCUUACUCUUCAUUACAAGCUUAGCUUUCCUGGUUCACCACCUCGUUCCUUGUCAUCCAUUGCAUUUUUGGAACCCAGUCUCAGCUGCAGCUCCCCAAAAACGGUCAUGGGGAGGCCAAAACUAGAUAGGCAUCCCUUAAGUUUGGUAUCGAAAGGCCAAAACCAUCUCCAUAGGAGCUACAGCAAUCAAUUUAAUGGCUCAUCUCUCUUUGUACCUUUAUUGGAUGGUUCUACAAUAUCUCCUGUUCUUUCUGAAGAGAUUCCUGUCUUGAGAUUGUCCAAUGCUGGUGAAGACGAUGAGGGUAGUAAAUUAAGUUCUGGUACUCUAAAUAAAGACAUGGAAGGUAGUGGUCAGUUUGGUAUUGUUUUAGUCCAUGGGUUUGGGGGAGGAGUCUUCUCAUGGAGGCAUGUGAUGGGGACCCUGGCUCGGCAAGUUGGUUGUACAGUUGCUGCUUUUGAUCGCCCCGGUUGGGGCCUAACCUCAAGGCUACGACGGGAAGAUUGGGAGGAUAAAGAAAUGCCUAACCCUUAUACACUUGAAUCUCAGGUUGACCUGCUUCUUUCAUUCUGCUCUGAGAUGGGGUUUUCUUCAGUGGUGCUUGUUGGUCACGAUGAUGGAGGUCUUCUAGCUUUGAUGGCUGCCCAAAAAGUACAAGCAUCAGUGAAUUCUUUCAACGUUAUAAUUAAAGGCGUAGUACUGUUAAAUGUCAGCUUGUCAAGAGAAGUGGUGCCUGCUUUUGCGAGGAUACUCUUGAGAACUUCACUUGGGAAAAAGCACUUGGUUCGCCCUUUACUGCGAACAGAAAUUACUCAAGUGGUGAAUAGGCGCGCCUGGUAUGAUGCUACAAAGUUAACAAUGGACGUUUUGAGCCUUUAUAAGGCCCCUCUAUGUGUAGAAGGAUGGGACGAAGCACUGCAUGAGAUAGGUAGACUGUCAUAUGAAACAUUUCUUUCACCGAAAAAUGCAGAAUCAUUGCUGAAGGCAGUUGAAGACAUGCCAGUGUUGGUCAUAGCAGGGGCUGAGGAUGCUCUCGUCUCUCUUAAAUCUUCUCAAGCUAUGGCUUCCAAACUUGUAAAUUCUAGACUGGUUGCGAUAUCCGGAUGUGGCCAUCUUCCUCAUGAAGAGUGUCCCAAGGCAUUACUUGCUGCAAUAUCACCCUUCUUAAGCAGACUCUUAAGCAAACAAGACAUGCAUAGCCAAUAGUGUACCUUCUUUUUAACUUCUAAUUAGGGUUUUCAUCUAUUGUAGGUUUUCGUUUUUCUUACCUUUUUUUAAUUCUCUGUUUUCUUGUUAAGCAAUUUAGUCCAAAAGAAGAGAGUAAGGUUAUCUCUUCUUCUUGGUAUUUUUGAUGUGUUAGUUUGGAGCCUUACCCAUACCUACAUUCUUUAGGGUUUUAGAGCUCAUCACUUGUAAUCUUCAUAUCCUUUUAUUCCAUUUUUUUUUCUCCUUUCGAAAUGCUUUUAUUUAUUUUAUUUUAUUAAUCUAUUGUUGUUUGAUCAGUACUUGUCAUUUCCCACUCAAGUGGGGGUCGAAGAUAGCAUCAUAUAUUUGUACAUUUAUCCAAA